Molecule: messenger RNA, 1311 nt
Organism: Trypanosoma grayi
Lineage: Eukaryota; Euglenozoa; Kinetoplastea; Trypanosomatida; Trypanosomatidae
Product: putative nucleoside diphosphatase
Exons: 1
Coding region: 1-1311 (436 amino acids)
Biological process (GO): nucleoside diphosphate catabolic process
Cellular component (GO): membrane
Molecular function (GO): nucleoside diphosphate phosphatase activity
Source: RefSeq, a predicted model, not a curated record
AUGUACCGGCAACAGGUUAUUAGACGUGCCACACGCGUGCGCCGCAGAAAAUAUUUCCUGCUCCUCCUUUUGAUAAUCGCCGUGCUUUGCUUUUUCGCCGUCGCGUGGUGCUUCAGCGGCGGCCGGCGUGGCCAAGAGACCUGCGGGGACGAGGAGACAGGCGUGCGUUACGACGUCGUUUUGGAUGCAGGUAGCACCGGGACGCGUGUGCACAUCUUCCAAUAUCGCCAACUGCGUCUCGAACGGGAGACGUUCAACAGCACGCGCCCCGGUCUUUCAAGCCUCGCGAAUGACGACCCCGGGCGUGUUGCCGAGCUGCUCCAUCCGUUGAUGGAGACUGCGCUUCAGACGGUACCCCCGCAGUACCGCAGCUGUACACGCGUGACACUCAAGGCUACUGCCGGAUUGCGGCUGCUCGACUCUAACAAGGGGGAGCUGCUGCUGCAUGAGGCACGGAGUCACCUCCGCCAGCACCCUUUUGUAUUGGGCCCUGUGUCGAUCAUCAGCGGGGAGGAGGAGGGUGUCGCCGCAUGGCUCAGCGUCAGCUACCUUCUCGGGCGGAUGCCGCCAGCACAGGAACGGGGUGACGCUGCCCUGCCCCGAAUCACUACGAUUGAUAUGGGCGGUGCUUCCGCACAGAUUGUGUUGCCCCUCUCCUCGCGGGAAGUGGCACACUCAGAUCGGAGUGCAAGCAUUUACAUUGGCGGAGCCCCAGUGGAGCUGUAUCAUUGCAGCUUCCUCGGCUUCGGCCUCAAGCAGGCGACAUUGUUUGUGAUGCAGCGGCACCUGCCGGUGUCGUGGCGAUCGACUUUUCCGUGCUUUCCUGCCGGAUACCGGCAGACCAUAGUAGCGGACGGCGAGUCGCCGUUUGACGUGCAGAACGUAAAUGGCAGCCUACAGGACUUCGACACGUGCGCACGCCUCUUCCGUGCCUUCGUUGCGGGGCGCACGACAGAGCAGCGGACAGCGUUUGAAGAAGUUCGCUCGCUUGUUUCAUCACCAUUGCCGUCGACCGUAUCACCACCGCUGAUAUACGCCUUUUCUUACUUCUAUGACCGUAUCCAGCAUUUUGUUACGGAUGCCACCGUUACUGUUGGACACUACAAAACAAUAGGCAUGUCGCUUUGCCGCAGUGGCAGCGAACACAAUGUGGGAACCAUGUGCAUGGACUUAGCGUAUCUGUACACCUUUCUCUCAACUGGCCUUGGGCUGCCAGAUAAGGCGAUGCUGAGGGUUCCGAAAAAGUUGCGCGAUGUGGAAGUUUCAUGGGCUUUAGGGACGUCUCUCCUCUGGUUGAUGAGCCGUUCAUGA